Molecule: messenger RNA, 5644 nt
Organism: Ceraceosorus guamensis
Lineage: Eukaryota; Fungi; Basidiomycota; Exobasidiomycetes; Ceraceosorales; Ceraceosoraceae
Exons: 2
Coding region: 256-5307 (1683 amino acids)
Molecular function (GO): ATP binding; inositol-1,3,4,5,6-pentakisphosphate 2-kinase activity; protein binding
Source: RefSeq, a predicted model, not a curated record
CAAGAGUCGCGUAUUUGUUGAUGAAAGUUGGAAGUUCUUGCAAUCUUGACUCAAGACUCGUGACUAGCCUCGCUCGCAUUCACACUCACACUCACACUCACACUCACACUCACACUCACACUCACGCCCAACCCCAUACUGUGGCUCUCACUAACACCCAUUCAGAUGUGCUGAUUGGUUCUGAAUGGCGUUGCAUUUCUCUUCCCAGCUUUGCCAAGUUUACAACCACCCCAAGCCAGCCCAGCGCAGCCCAAGAUGCCGCCCACACCGUUCGCCCCAUCUCAUCAGACGCCCUUCAAAUCCAGCGUAUCCACCGCCAUGUCAGGUGCGCGAGCCAGCGCGCGUCUUCGGUCCGACUGCGAAUCGCAAGUGUGGCCACCUGCACCCGGCAGCAUACGCGCGCAAGAUUUGGAUGCGAGGGAAUGGAGUUAUCUGGCCGAAGGGGGCAAGAAUCUGUUGCUCAGGUAUUGUGGAGAGAGCAAAAAGGGAGAAGGAUGGCCCUUUGUUCGAACAGGUGGCAGAGAAGCGUUGGCGCUGCGUGUUGUGAAGCGCGAGAGGGGAAGCGUGCAGCGUGGGGGUGAGGCUGCGACGAAGGUGCAGCAGGAGCAGGUGCAGGAGCAGCAAGAAGAGGAGGAGAUCGAUGCGUUUGGCUGGAGAGAGCAAGUCGUCGCUCCUUUGCUGCAUCCAGGGGUAGGGCUAGGGCUAGGCGCAGGGGCAGGGGCAGGGGCAAGCGCAUCCUCUUCUUUGGCGCAACGUGAAUGCUCAGCACAUUCGCUGCUGCCUGCGAUGCUCGAGAUCCAAUUGCCAGGCCACCAACAAGGGACGGUCUCUUCCUUCUUGGCUCAAGUGGCAGCGCGCAUCGAAUUGUCUCGACCGGCCUCUCGAAGAAGAGUUUCGGGCAUCGACGAAUCAGCCAACCGAGUGUGGGCCGUGCAAGAUCUCAGUUGGAGCGAUGACGAUGCUGAGCGCCUUGAUGGUGCUGGUGCUGGUGCUGGUGCACACCCGCAAGCACAAGCACGCGCGCCCGCUUCAUUGGCCGUCGAGAUCAAACCCAAGUGGGGCGCUCUGCCUUUGCCUCUUGCUUUGGCCGCGCUCAGCAGUCACCCAGAGAGCGCAAAGAGCGCAGAGCUGAAGGGCCGACAUUCGAGGUACAUCAUGCAUCGCAUCUUGAAGCAGAGAAAGCAGCACACGACGACGACGACGACGACAACAGCAUCACCAUCAUUAUCGCAUCACGAUGCAGAGCCUCUGAUGAACAACAUGUACGACCCCCUCUUGCUCUACUCGGACGAUGCGCACCAACGCCAAGAAGCGCUGAGAAGACUCGUUUGGGAGUGGAGACAUGGUUGGGUGGAAGUGGAGGGUGGGGCACACGAGAUGUCCAGCACAUCUGCAUCGCGCAAGAAGAGCAAAAAGAGCAACAAUUUGAAAUUCUUUGUGGGCGAUGAUGGAGAGGUGGAUGUGAACAGCCCUGCAGACGUGGCCCGUCUCACAAGUGCGGUCUCUGCGUUCAGCGGCACACCCCUUGCCGAUCUCAAAGAUGCAUCAGCGCUCGACUCUGCGCUCGUGCAGCUGCUUCUUCCCCAUACCGGCACCGCUGACCAUCUGUGCGCCCCGCUGAAGCGUUUGGUGCACCUUCAAACAAAUCUGGAUGCUCACGAUGUUCAAGGAUUAGCUCAGAGGUGGAAGGCUGAGACGGGAAACGAUGUGCUUGGUGUACUUCCAUCCGCAUCGCAUGAUGCUGUUGCUGCGGCUGCGAGACAAGGCGAUCUGGUCAGCGCGCCCACUCUGCAAGAGUACGCUGCGCUGGUCCAGAAAAUCGGCCAUGAUGAGCGCAUCAACAGUCGCUUGUCGCUAAGGGAAGCUGUGCUGGCUUACCUGCUCAGCGCCUCGUUCAAGGAUUGCAGCCUCAUGCUCCGCCUAGAGUCGCAAGAUACGCAAAUAGUGCAGGGAGCGAUUAAGCUCAUCGACCUUGAUCCCAAACCUUUCGGCAAGCUGCCCCAUUACCAAGCGCUCGAUCGCGAAAUUGUCGAGAAUUUUGCCAAGUGGAAAGCCGGCGCUGCAGAUGUGGUAGAGGAGAAUAACGCUGUGCGCACUCCUGAACGUCAAGAUCUCCGAGGCUCAGAGUGGGGUCUGAUCGCUGGUCGAACAUGGACCUCGUCGGCUACCCCUACGCAAGACGACCAGACCACAAGCUACAUCGAAGAAGUCAUCAAGGGUACAUACGCUGCAAUCUUGAACGACAAGAGCGUAUUGGGCGUGCUAAAACUCCUCGGCGAACAAGUCGGUCGAGGAAUCACUUCUAGACAAAGUUUCGCCCUCUCUUUGCCCAGCACACCUGUCGAGCUGGGCCGCAACACGGACCCUUUGGUCAUUCUGGCUGCAGGCGUGGCUGCGCUGCACAUUUACGUCAGGCUGAACUGGACCGGACCUGAAUUGGACCGGGGCGAAGAGGAUCUGAGACCACUUGGAGUUUUGCGAAGUGCUGCUCCGAACGCUUUUCCCCCCCGUCAAGUCGACAUUCCGAGCGGUAGUGAUAGCGAUGGCGAUGGCGAUCCUGGCGACAUGGAAGGACAACUGCACGAUGCGGCGCUAGAGGCGCUGACGAGAUCUGGCGAGCCGGCUUAUCACUUGGCUAGACAGCCCGCUUGGUUGGUGAUUGCGCUUCUGCUCAUCGACGCUGCCAAGGGACCUCAAAGUCAAGCUUGGUGGCGUUUGAGAGCAGCUUCGAUACACGUGCGCUCUCUGGACGCGCCUUUGCCGCUUGAACCUGCUCUACUGCGAGAUCUGAAGCCCCUUAGAGACUUGUUGGCCAGAAGAGCACGAGAGGACGGCAAGUGGGCAGGUCUGCACGCUAGGCUCAUACUCGAACAUGGACUAGCACUUCAACGAGCGGGGAACGAUAGAUUGGCAAAGGAGCUCUUUGUCGAGGCUGCCGCAGCCAGUGGCUUGCGCUACGAAAUCACCGGAGCGCUGGGUAAGCGAACAUUCUACCAAAAAGAAGAUAGGACGCAACUCGUGCUGCUUGCUGAGAGCGCCAAAGGACGAGAAGAUGAAGGCGUGAGCGGGGAAGGAACAUCAAAGGAUGAGAUCGUCACGAAGGAGAAGCCAAGCGAACAACGUGAUGGAGCGCCCGAAAGCGGCUGGAAGUCUUCCGUGGACGAGAGCCAACCGAAGGAUAUGCCGGCCAGUCUGCUGCACAAUGACGAUACAUUCAUGGAGCGCACCAAGUUCACCUCUUCCGCACUAGCUGCUGGACAAGAUUCGGCGGCUGAAGCAUCUUCAAUGCUGGAUACGCAAGAUCCCAACGACCCUUCACCGCUCUCCCCCCUAGAUGCUUGCAUUCUGCUAGCUUUCUCCCUCGACCUUCGCAACUCUUCACCCUCCCACGGUCUCGUCGCUUCGCAAAUCUCUGCCUUUGUAGCGCGCACCCUUUCUCACGCGCGCAAUUGGAGCGUGCACACCAUGGCGCUUCUGCUCCGAAGCCGUCUGGAAGCUCAUCGAACGCGCACGGCUGAAAGAGGAGUGCUGCAGCUUCAGGCGUUGGUGGAUCAGAUGCCCAGCGCAGAUAGCUCGACGACCGAACGCUUGCUCCUCUUCCAUUCGCUCGACUUGCCAUCGGCGUGGGAGAUGCGCGCGGAACUUGCAAGACUGUACGCAGCUCUAGGUGUGAUCAGGAGCGCUUUGGAAAUCUUUCAGAAGAUCGAGUUGUGGGAAGAGGUGGUGGCUUGUCUUGGAGCGCUGGGAAGACAGCAAGAAGGUAUAGAGGUGCUGCAUGAUCUGAUACAGGGUCGAAAAGUGGAAGCGGAUCACUUUAUCUCUGAGCGCAAGGCGAAGAGAAAGACGGAGACGCACGCAGCUACAUCCGAGCUCGCCAGACGCAAAAUCAACAAUGCCAGAAUGGCCAAGUUGUGGUGCCUAUUGGGAGAUUUGCAAGCGGAGCAAGCUCAAACGCAUUAUGUGCGCGCGUGGGACGUUUCGCAAGCUUCUUCUGCACGAGCAGCUCGGAGCUUGGGCGGCUUGUUCUUCGCACUGGGCCAACACGCAUCAGCUAGCACGUGGCUCAAACGAGCGCUCAGCAUCGCCCCUCUCUUCACUAGGAGCUGGUUCAUGCUGGGUUGUGCACAGAUGAGGCUGGAGAAGUUUGCGGAUGCGGCGGCUGCGUUUAGAAGGGCGGUAGCUUUGGACGAAGAGGAUGCAGAGAGCUGGAACAAUCUGGCUAGCUGUUACUUGCGCAUGGGAUCGGACGAGGAUGCGGCUAGAUUGGCUAGCGCGCACGAUCAUGCGCCCGAUAGCGUUGCUGUAGUGGACCGAGCCACGAUCAGUACCAGCGAGGCGGAAAGCGAUGGCAGCCAAACCCUCACGGAUGGUCUUUCGUCGCGCGGAGACUCGGGCGUGGAAGUGUCUGAUGUCGACGAGGAUCAGGAGCAGAUGAUGAUGGUUGGACAGAGUCGAGCACGAGGUACGACACCUUACGAGCUCCGAUUGCUCGCCCAUCGCGCGCUAGCAAAGGCGGUGCGCUUCAGUAGAGACAAUUGGCGAGUGUGGGAUAAUUACAUGAUGGUCUCUUUGGAUGCUGGAUACCUAUCCGAAGCGGCUAGAGCCUUGACCCGCGUCAUUGAGCUUCGAACCUCUUCGCGGGAUGCAGGUGGGAAAUCGGCGAUGCUGCAAGUCAUCGAUAUGAAGGUUUUGCAGCGGCUCGUCGAUGCGGUGACUCGCGCACCGGCAGGUGCGCAAUCUACCGAUUCCGAAGAGUACGUGCGCAGCCCCAACGAAGGUCCCGGCCUAUUUCCUGCCGUCUCGGACCUUUUCAAAAAUGCCAUUCUAGAUAGGAUCACACCGUGGCCAGCUUUGUGGCAGACGUACGCCCGCUUAUUGUUGUGGCAAGGAGAGUACAAAUCGGCAUUGGAAGCGCAUUUGAGCGCUUGGACGACCGGACAAGAAGGACCCGGCGCGUCGGAUAAUAGUGCUGUGCAAACGGACAAGCAGACGUUUGUGCGAGCUGUCGAGCAGUUGGAAGAGCUGGUAGAGCUGCUGGAAAAUUAUGCACCUAGACCCGCUUUCAAUCCGACGAUUCGGGCAUCGCUCUCUGCAGCUGCUGACACGCAAGUGUCAGAGGAGCAGGAAGAGCAGCAUCAUCAUCAACAACAACAGCAGCAGCAGCAGCGAGUGGCCAUGCCCAAUUGGGCCUUUACAGCAAGGAGUCUGGUCAGAUCCUUCAUGGGCCGGACAAAGAGCGCAUUUGAAGAUGAGCCAGAGUGGGAGAGGCUCAUUGCUCUACGAGACGAACUCAAGGGCAAGUCCUGAUUCGGCCGUUGUGUCUUCCAGCAUCAGCGGAGAGAGGCACACGCAGCGACUCUUGUCGCACGCACCUCUUUGCGAUCCUACCCCCCCAAAGCUUGGCUCAGUCUUUCGCUCCAUCUGAUCAACUUGUAGGCGCUCACGCCAAGUGCGCUCCGCUCGACCCAAGCACGACCAUGUAUCUCCCCUACUGCGAUGCACGACGCGCAACAAGCGCAGACGAUGCACUGUACCCACGGGUCCAUGCAACAAGAAAGGAAGAGAUAGCGAGUGUUUUGCUCGCGACGAACCUAGAACGAGCUGUCCUUCAUAGACGAGGGUCACAAAAUUCAUAUGCGCGUGC